GCUCUACAACUUCACGAGGCUCUGUCGGCAGGAUGGAGCCACGCUUCAACCAACCCUAUCAGCUGAUCAAUCUACUCAUGGACAUCGAUGAGCUGCUCAUCAAAUGGAGAAAUAACCACGUGCAGAUCGUGCAGCGCAUGAUCGGCUCGCAGCAGGUGGGCACGGGCGGCUCGUCCGGCUACCAGUACCUGCGCGCCACCGUCAGCGACCGCUACAAGGUGUUCCUGGACCUGUUCAACCUGUCGACGUUCCUGAUACCGCGCCAGUACGUGCCACCGCUCAGCCGCGCCAUGCAGUUCCGGCUCUCCCACUCCAUCUCGAUGGGCACGAGCGAGGCGCACGAGUUCCUCUGCGACGCCGGUCGCGACGACGACUCGAGCAGCGAGGAGGCAGAGAGCGCGCCGGGCCCGGUGUCGUAGCCGGCCGGCCGCGCGCGGGCGGGCAGCACCGUGGCGCGCGCUGG
Pollicipes pollicipes is the source of this 463-nucleotide messenger RNA. Its product is annotated as tryptophan 2,3-dioxygenase-like. NCBI's taxonomy places the organism in Eukaryota, Metazoa, Arthropoda, Thecostraca, Pollicipedomorpha, Pollicipedidae. Bases 33 to 419 code for a protein of 128 amino acids. Gene Ontology annotation, molecular function: L-tryptophan 2,3-dioxygenase activity; heme binding; metal ion binding. The record is from RefSeq and is a predicted model, not a curated record. The transcript is spliced from 3 exons.